AUGGGACAGUCUCUUGGUGACUUAGAUACGGCUUUGAUCCCGGCAGAACCUCAGUUGUAUCCGCCCGAAGUCAGCUUGAAUAGCCAGCGUGUCUUGCAAUCAACUCCGACAGAUGUACCAGCACGGCCUAGCAGUGAGCCCAUUUUACAAGAUGAAUCCGUCGUAUAUGACACCACAUCCGGGCUAGAAAACCAUGGGGACCGGACGGAUGUUACAAGGGAUGGGGUGACCACACAAAUUGUCCAGGUCAAUGAACCCUCGAUCAGCGAGGCUAUUUCGGAUAAGGAUAUAAGAGGCAGACUCACCGAGAGUCAAGCACGUGCCUUCUCUCGUCUUAGACCUCAUACUCGCUCGGUCAACCAAUCGCAAGCCACACUGGCAAACUCUCCAUCUCUUCGUCCGCGACGAAAGGCAAAACCAGCCCGGCGAGAGCAAUUUCCUGCCGUUUCCGUUGUCAUCCCUGUCCGUCGAAACAAUAAAGUGGUUGCAAGGGCCAAGGAGAACUCUCUAAGCAGAACACGACGGUGUAGUCGCUCGAGCGACAGCGACAACGACAGUGACAACCUCUACAAAGAUCGAGUAACACGGACAUCGAUGAGCAAUUAUUCAGCGUCGUCAGGUGCACCUAAUUCCAAGGCAAGGAGGCGCCCAAUGAAAACGUCGAAGAGGGCAAAGGGAAACGCCUUAGCCUCGAGCAAUGAUAUCGUCGGAAAAUACCCUAAUCAGUCCCAAACUCCCUCAGAGGGCGGUUUGGCUGUCUCAUUAGAUCAAACACAAGAGAUUUUCGGUCGCGGGGUUCUCCGUAUCCAAACUCGCGGUCCUCGACAAGCCUACUUCAUGACGUUCCUUCCAGAGGUUUCUCAUUGCCCUCUAUGCCGUCACUGUCUGAAAUGA
Messenger RNA from Penicillium canescens, 894 nucleotides. RefSeq lists its product as uncharacterized. The coding region runs from base 1 to 894 and encodes 297 amino acids. The transcript has a single exon. The record is from RefSeq and is a predicted model, not a curated record. NCBI's taxonomy places the organism in Eukaryota, Fungi, Ascomycota, Eurotiomycetes, Eurotiales, Aspergillaceae.